Messenger RNA from Haliotis rubra (blacklip abalone), 1856 nucleotides. RefSeq lists its product as uncharacterized. NCBI's taxonomy places the organism in Eukaryota, Metazoa, Mollusca, Gastropoda, Lepetellida, Haliotidae. The coding region runs from base 1 to 1734 and encodes 577 amino acids. The transcript has a single exon. The record is from RefSeq and is a predicted model, not a curated record.
AUGGCGACGGACAACUGUUGGACGCUGUGGCAACGUCUCCCUCCGCGUUACCAGCUCACGACGCAGGAGAUGGCAGACGAAGAAGAAAUAACGGGGGUCAUGGGAUCGAGGGUUGGUAGUCCUACGCCACGUUCGGCUUCCUCUCGGCAGUCGCCCCGAUAUCCUUCCGCCAAUCCCCAUUUUCCUGGAACUACUUUGGCAGGAAUUCCUCCACACACAACUGAUGACCGUUUGAGAGCGUUUCUGGAUCGCAGAAAGCUAGCAUUCCCGUUAAGGAACUCUAGAUACUUGCACAAUAUGAAGACUCUCCAACGUGUGAACUCAGCUCGGCAGAAGAUUACGAGUGACCCUUCCAUUGUAACCUAUGUGCCUUCCAUGAGAGCUAAAACGCUGCCUGCUUUUCCCGUCACCAAACUAUCCAACCUUCAGAGGGCAACCGUGGAGACAAGAGAAUAUUCUCUCAGUUCCAGGAACAACUUCUACCAAAUAAAACCUGACACUGGCUCACACAAGGUUGUCGCUGUACAUAACAUCUUCCCGUUUGACGAUUCCAAAUCGCUGGCGAGACAAUCCAAGGACCAAAGCAAGAAGUACGUGGUGAACGAAAUGAAUGAUGCUACCAUGUUCAUUGACAAUGACAAAAUUAUUUAUUUCAGAAAAACUAAACCGAACAUGACUCAGUCGGUAAUGGAGAGCAUAGGCACAUAUUCCGCGAAGAAGAACGAUGGGAGUUACAUUGCCCACCUCAGAAAGGCUUAUCUGAAGAACCCCAGGGAUCAUCCCAAACCAAAAGAGGCUGAACCAGACAUACACACUAUUCAAAGAGAGAGAACUGACUAUGACAAGAGGGUGGGGCAUAUAUUGGACUACUACUCUGGUAACGAAUGUGAGAAAGGAAGACAGUUUGAUGUAAACCGGAAGACUCAAGUUCCGGUUCAGACAGCAAGGACCGGAAGUCCUCGCCAGCGCAUCAGAUCCUCAAGUCCCCGCAGUGCACGCUUAAGGUCGCUGUUGUCAACCCCAGUCGCCCAGACUCCACCGAGUACAAGAAGCUGUGUUGGUCAUAUGGAUCCGUUUGAGGAGUGGAGCCUGUAUUUUAAACUUAACCAACGCUCCGUUCUCCAUGAGAAGCAGUUUUAUCUGAGAACUCCUGGAAUACGGGUACUUAUUCCGGGUGUUCAGAAUAUCACCCCAAGCGACGUGUCAAGCUGCAAAUGCCGCCUCUGUCGCGUUGAGAUGGAACUGUCUGUCAUUGCGCAAAUGAACGAGAUGGGCAUUGGGAUACCUAGUAACAUGACGUCAGAUCCGGUAAGCCCACCCAUACCACCGGAAGUGGAAUGUCCCGGAAGACCAAAUUCCGCAGCAAAUGAAAUCGAGAAACCCAAAGAGCUUCCCGAUUCUGAGCUUAUACCCAACGAUCUGCCUCGUGCCAAACAAAAUGGCGAACUCUUGACCAUCAAACUUCCGGAAAUUUCCGAAGAGACGUCUGAUAUAAGUUCCAUUGCAACCAAUCGAGACACGAAUCGAAAUGGGACAACCGUGUCAGUUGAUUGCGAUACACGGAAAGAAAGUGUUUCACUGGAUGUGGUGAGUGUUCCUGAAGCAGUUUCGACAUCUGACAAAGCAUGUUGUACUGAGGAACAGAACGUCGUUACUGGGGAAGAACCAAAGGACCAAGAAGCCCCAACUGUCUCGGAACAGGCUGAUACAGUGAAAGCUGGAAACUGUCGAUGAGCCAUCAGAUUUUCUGUCGCUGUUGAUGGUAACAGGCACACAAAGAAUCCUCCCAGAUUCAAUUAUUUGUUAUACACAUGUUGGUUUAGAACAUCCCAUAUGUGUGCUCAUUAGUUUCAGUG